Messenger RNA from Durusdinium trenchii, 1346 nucleotides. The record is from the annotation of a GenBank genome assembly. NCBI's taxonomy places the organism in Eukaryota, Dinophyceae, Suessiales, Symbiodiniaceae.
AGCUUUCAGCUCCUGGGAAUGUGAAGAACACUUGACCGCCACAUCCCGCCGGAUCCCGCCGGGCAUGGGGGUCUUAGGUCGCAAGUCCCGGAAGGUCAGUGGUUGGGUGGACGCGGCGUCCCGGAGCUCCAUCUGGGGAGGCCACAAUGCCGAUGAGAUCGACAGCAUCAACACCCUGGGUGGGGUGGUCAGUGCCUUGGCUUUAUCCUUCGUCUUGGGCUUGCAGUACAUGGUGGCGCCCGGCACGGAUGAAAUGCAAUAUGCCGACUUCAGAAGCCUCAUUUGUAAGAGCCAGGAGUUUCGGAGCUUUGUCAUUGAUGUUUUCAAGGUCGAGGACAUUGGCAAGCACAGCGAGGAGUAUUUCAAUUUCACUAAGAUGGUGCGGCUCAACACUUACAUGGACAUCGAGCAGUUGCUCCGCACCGGCGUGCAGUCCCGCUACGGUGAAUCUGAAGGCCCAGAGAAGCACAUCGCAUGCAUCAGCGACAAAGACGUGCAGACGGCCGUGGCCUUCACCGCCGCAGAGUUUCCCAUGGAGUACAUGCGCGCCUUCGUGUUGCAGACCGGUGAUUUUUACCGAUGGUCAAAGGUGACCGAAUACAUCGGAGGGCUGUCUGGUUCCUUGAUCUUUUCCUCGUUGCUGUGGAGCAUCAUCUUGAACCUCAGCCUAGCACUGGCGCCCGUGCGCGAAGAUGCUAGCGGAACUGCCUUGGUGGCAUGGUUGAUGAUUGGAGGACCCACGAUGUUUGCCAACUACCUCUUCCUGGUGGUGGGCCUCAUGAUGUUCUUCUUCACACAUGGCAGGCAACUGAUGGCGCUGAGCCCUUUUGCAGGGGCCACGAUGUCCAAUACGGUGGAUGUCUCCUUGUUCUCCAUUCUGCUGCCCAUCUUUCUGAUCGGACUUGUCUUAGGCAUGCUGGCCACCUAUUGGUCAAGCCGGAACUCCAAGGAAGCCAAGCCUGAAGAUCCACCUGAAUUGACUGGUGUGAGCGAGGGUACGGGGGCAGAUCCAGAUCCUGCCUUGGAAAUCGAGGACAAGUCGAAACUGAAGCCAGAGCAGCUCGGCGACUCCAGUACUGGGAUGGAAACCCGCAUGUAGGGGGUACAAAUCCGUCUACUGAGGGGCAACAUCUUCUUUCAUGUUCUUUGCAGGUGUUGCCGAAUCCUUCGGAAAUGGAAGAAUUGCAUGUCUGCAUGAAGAAGCCUGAAUGUGAAGGAUGCGGCAAUGUUUGCACGGCGACAAUUAGUGUGUGAUUCUAUUGCAUGAACCUUUCAAAAGAAAAGACACCUUGCGCCGCGGGCUUGGAAGCUUAGAUCGGCCUGGGCUGGUCUUCCAGUCUUCAUCU